AUGACUAUACAUACUGUAACAAGUACAUCAAGUUAUUUUCACAUUGGCAUAAAAUAUCCCCAAUGUGGUAUUGUAGCUAUUGAAAUUCCAGGUCAAAUUAAUAAUCCUGAGAAUGCUAUUAAGGCACUUGGUGGAUUAGAUGACAUUAAACAAAGUAUUAAAGAUAAGGUACCAAUUAAACUUACAUUUUGUGAUGAAGACCCAUUUAGUCGUACAAUAAAUUCCAGUAUAAUUUAUAGAACAGGUUUGUUAUAUAGGAAACUGAGGUAUAAAAAUGGAAGAGUAGAAAUAAUACCCUAUGGAUUAGUUAAAGUCCUGCAUAGAUAUAAUCAAAUGGCUGACUAUUACUUCAUACCCCCAGAAGGUUAUCGUAUAAAGAGAACUAUUCAGGAUGAAAUUGAUGAAAAUAGAACAGAUGCUGUAUUUAUUCCACCAGCAAUUUUUUCCAAGGUAGUAACUCCUGUAUCAAUUCGUUGGAUGAAUCCCAAUUUACAGAAUGAAGAUGAAGAAGUUCAAGAAGAUUAUACAUCUCCGCAAAAUAAUUAUGAAGCAAGUACUGAUAUUGAUACAUUAAAAAGAUCUGAGGGUUAUCAAUAUUGGAAUGUUGUAAGCCGCUACUCAGAUGAAGUUGUACCAUCAACUCCACUAAAGAUAUCUUCAAGCAUAAAAAUUGAUCAAGAUACUCUUAAAAAAUUAAAAUAUUUAUUUGAUAAACAACCAUUAUGGUUACGCCCAGUAAUUGAAUCAGAAUUACCAACAAAUAUAUCGGCAUGGAAGCGAAAAUUAUUAUAUACACAGGUAUGCUACAAUAUUAGUGAUGGCCCAUGGAGAGCUUGUUUGUGUCGUUUAGGAUAUGAUCCUAGAAAAGACAACUCCUCAAGAAUGUAUCAAACCGUAGAUUUCAGAGAUCCAUAUUUACGUGGACUAAUGAAAGAAAAAAGAGUAGGUAAGAGUAUGAAAAAUGAUGAAGAGGAAUCAGAAGAAACAGUUAUGGAUUGGCAAUUCAAGAUACCUCCAACUAGAGCAUCUCAACUAUACCAAUUAUGUAAUAUUGCAGAUGAUCACAUACAGGAAAUGUUAAAUAAGGCUAUUCCAUUGAAAGAAUGUACUAGAGAAUCUGGAUGGUUCCAAAAAUCUACUAUAGAACAAGUUAGACAAUUGUUAUCAUUGAAAUGUAAGCAAAUGAGACAGGUGUUUAAAGAAUAG
Messenger RNA from Cryptosporidium muris RN66, 1206 nucleotides. RefSeq lists its product as uncharacterized. The record is from RefSeq and is a predicted model, not a curated record. The coding region runs from base 1 to 1206 and encodes 401 amino acids. Gene Ontology annotation, biological process: transcription initiation at RNA polymerase III promoter. The transcript has a single exon. Gene Ontology annotation, cellular component: transcription factor TFIIIC complex. NCBI's taxonomy places the organism in Eukaryota, Apicomplexa, Conoidasida, Eucoccidiorida, Cryptosporidiidae.